GAAAAUUCCUCUUAAAGAUUACUUCCCUGCCCAGUAUUCUGUAAGGUCCGCAUUCCCUGAAGCACUGGAACUAUUGAGCGAAUGCUUGACGCUGAAACAAAUGACUAUGCUUAUUAAAACUCCAUGGGGCCAUUUGCCCGAUGCUCCACCUAUGCAAUUUUCUGCCCAACUCAUUCAUUUGUUGCUAUUACGCCUUGUGCGUGACCAGCCGGAAGAUGAGUUAUGGUUUGCAGUGGAUGGCAAGUUGCUGAAGUUCACAUACCAGGACUUCAAGAGGAUUACUGGCAUACAUGAUCCGAUGGAGUGGCCUACGUAUGAUCUUGAUGAAGAACGGUUGGGGGUGGUAGAUAAAUAUUUUGGGGACUGCGAUCAUGUAUCCUAUAUCAAGUUGAAGGAGAAACUUGAAGAACUGAGCACUACUCGGAAGGAUGAGAAUGAGGAUGUUAUGGAUCGCGUGAAGUUAGGUUCUCUGUUUUUGGUUCAUUGCUGCCUUCUUGCUCGAGACUACCCAACACUGAUACAUCCCGAUUACUUACGUUUAGUGGAUGACUUCGAGCUGUUUAAGUCUUGCCCAUGGUCCUUCCAGUCGUACAAAGAGACGGUGAAGAGUUUAAAGAAGACUAUGAAAGGGCAACCCCAAAAGUUUCAAGCGAGCAAAAAUGCAAAUCCGAGAUUUCGCAACGCAAAGUUCACCUUGUACGGGUUCCCGUUUGCUUUACAGGUUUGGGCAUAUGAGGAACUUCCUGUCCUUGCACAAAAGUUUGCCACACCUGUUGUUCCUACAAAACACAUUCCUAUGCUCAAGUGGACUGCGGAUGGGUUUUACCAUGCCCACAAUCUACAAAAAAUUGUCUUUAAAGACAUUGUUGAGGAGGAGGAGAAUGAGGGAGAUGUUGAGGAAAGCACUGACGAUGUUCCAAAUAAUGAACUGACUUUAUUGCGUGCACGAAUUGAAGAACUUGAAAGGAGGCUCAAAGCAACUGAAAAAAAUGUUGCUGAAAUUAAAGACUUGGAAGACACUGAAGAUGAAGAAGACGAUUCUGAUGAAAGCUAUGUCGAAUCCGAUGAGGAAUCUGAGGAAUCUGAUGAGGUAGAGGAAUCCGAUGAGGCUGAUACUGAGGAAUCCGAUGAGGAAUCCGAUGAGCCUGAUAAUACAGAUGAGACUGAGCAACAAGAGGUGAGGAGUGAAGACAUGGAAGUGCCUGGUGUUGUAGAUAUUGGUGAUGAUGAUGUAGAGGGUGUUGAGAAUGUCGCGAAUGGCGCGCCUGAGAUGUCUGUCAUUACUGAAGCUGGUGUCGAGGCUGUUGAGAAUGAAGCGAAUACCGUGCCUGUUGUUGUAGAACUUGGUGAUGCUGGUCAAGAGCUCAAUGCUGUUGAGAAUGAAGUGAAUGAUGUGCAUGUUGUUGUAGAACUUGGUGAUGAUGGUGAAGAGGUCAAUGAUGUUGGAAUUGGUAAGGCUGUACAUGAGGACCUUAGAGAUGAGGUACCUCCCCAAGGCGAGGACACACAUGGGGACACCAAAAUGGUUGUCGUUGAACAUGGUCUAUUUACUGAUGCUGUACAGGAUGAGGUUGGAGAUAUGAUCGCUGAACCUGAAAUGGCUGUUGUAGCGGAGAAAGAUUAUGUGAUCACAACCGAAGUGGUUGAGGACCUGAAUGCGAAGCAAGGCCGGCCUGUAGCAACACUGGCAGCCGAUAUGGUGUGUGAUGGUGAACCAUCGGAACAAUUUGUCUUUCAGGCUACUGAGGUGGAUAGAGAGGAUCCAACAAGCGAAAAAGGAAAUGGGGAAGAAGAAAAUGUAGCCUGUGGGCAUGGUCUUUUUUACGAUGUAAACUUCUAACCAUUAGACACAAUUUAGGUCAAUGUUUAGGAUUUCGGUAAUGAGUGGUUUGAGACAGCCUAUAUAAUUAUGUUCAGAAACAAUUUUAUAACACCUAUUUGAACUCCAUUUUAAAAAGAUAUUUAUGUUGAGUUAUGUUACGAACAGAUACGUCAAAGUCCAGACAUUGUGAUCAAAAAUGUGAUGAAUGACGUAAGUGUGGUGACAGAGUAAAUACUCCCUAUUUAAAGGUUUCCAG
Cuscuta epithymum is the source of this 2078-nucleotide messenger RNA. NCBI's taxonomy places the organism in Eukaryota, Viridiplantae, Streptophyta, Magnoliopsida, Solanales, Convolvulaceae. The record is from the annotation of a GenBank genome assembly.